Messenger RNA from Saccharomyces paradoxus, 1203 nucleotides. Its product is annotated as S-adenosylmethionine-dependent methyltransferase. Lineage: Eukaryota; Fungi; Ascomycota; Saccharomycetes; Saccharomycetales; Saccharomycetaceae. Gene Ontology annotation, molecular function: S-adenosylmethionine-dependent methyltransferase activity. The transcript has a single exon. Bases 1 to 1203 code for a protein of 400 amino acids. The record is from RefSeq and is a predicted model, not a curated record.
AUGGAUGGGCACGAAUAUGCAGAUCAAAGAGAGAAUGAAGCUAUGGCUCGAGUGAUCAUAUCAUUCCUUAAGUAUGAAGAGUAUGCUCUGAAGGAAAUUUACAAUUUAAGAGUGAAGAAAUGGGAAUCGAUUUCGGAUCGUCAGAAAGCAAUGGUCCCAAGCUAUACAAAAUAUUUAGCAAACCUGAAAGCUGCAAUUCAAGAGAACGGCAAGUUCUUUAGAAGCAUCGCCGAAUAUACCAUGCAAUCAAUAAGCUUUAGACCGGAAGAAAUAGUACAACCCAACGAUUCGGAUAUGUGUAAAACCUGCUCUUUACUUACGCAAGUUUAUAGGGAAUGGUCCGCUGAAGCCAUUUCCGAACGUAACGGCUUGAAUUCGAGGCUCAUACCAUUUUUGAAGACCCUAUCACCUCCUAAAACCGACAUUUUGAUACCAGGUUGCGGUACAGGACGCCUUCUCGUGGAUCUUGGCAGGAUGGGCUACAAUUGUGAAGGUAAUGAAUUUUCCUACCACAUGCUGCUUGUAUCUCAAUACCUCUUGAAUGCAGGGCUACUCCAAAACCAAACCAUCAUCUAUCCCUUCAUACACUGCUUUUCCCACUGGAAUAGAAUCGAAGAUCAGUUGUCUCCCAUCAAGAUUCCGGACAUAGAGGCGCGUUCUUCAAAUAAAGGUAUGGGGUCUAUGUCGAUAUGCGCUGGCUCGUUUGUCGAUUGCUAUGGUCGAAAUCAAGGCACAAAGAUCUCGUCACAUUAUACAUUUUCGCGAAGGAUGCAAUUAAAUAGAGCAAAGGCCGAAAACUCCAAAGAUGUUGUAGUAACAAACUUUUUUAUAGAUACCGGAUCGAAUAUCUUGGAUUAUUUGGAUACUAUUGUUCACGUUUUAAAACCAGGCGGAAUCUGGUGCAAUUUCGGCCCUUUUCUUUAUCACUUCGAAAAUGACCAUGGUGUUGAAACUACCUACGAAGUUAAUCCUUACUCCGGAUUCCAAGACAAGAUUAAUGACCAUACACCACUGAUGGGUCUAGAGCUUUCUAGCGAUGAUAUCAUAAACAUUGCUACAAAUCGCCUGAACUUUGAAUUAAUACGGAGAGAAUCCGGAGUACUUUGUGGGUAUGGCCGCUACGCGGGUCCAGAAAGUUGUGCCAUGCCUGGAUACAUGUGCCACUUUUGGAUCCUAAAAUGGAACCCACUUAAUGAAUCAUAG